AUGCGUGCAGCCCCAGACCAAGCAGAAGAAGCUUUCGACGCCCACGAAGUGCCCGUAGGAUGUGUAUUUGUGCGAGACGGAAUCAUCAUCGCACGCGCUCGUAACCGUACAAAUGAAGUAACGCGACACGCCGAGCUCGAAGCUGUUGACGCCAUCUUAGCCGAUCCGACUCCAACGGCACCGGAUCCCACAGCACGAUUACGACCGUUGUCAAGAACAACAUUGCAGGCAGGACUCGAACGGUGCUUCUUCGGGGCCGAGAAUGAGCGCUUUGGCGGUUGCGGCAGUGUGCUGGGAGUUCACUCUGCUGUACCUCACCCGAAACUGUCUUCACUCCCUGCGACGGGUGGAUUGCUGCGAGAAGAAGCGAUCAUGGCUUUACGACGUUUCUACAUCACGGAGAACACGAAUGCUCCAGUACCGAAGAGCAAGGUCAACCGCGUACUCAAGACUGAGAUACUCCCGCCAAAGACAUCUCUGUCGUCGUGA
Peniophora sp. CBMAI 1063 is the source of this 489-nucleotide messenger RNA. The record is from the annotation of a GenBank genome assembly. Lineage: Eukaryota; Fungi; Basidiomycota; Agaricomycetes; Russulales; Peniophoraceae.